GGGGCAGAGGGGGAGAGGAGGCCGCCACUAGCAACUAACCUCAGCUUCCUAAACUCAACAGAAAGGUUUGUAGUACGAGGGAGUGAGGACCCCGAGUCCACCAGCUCAACCCCGGCCCCGCCCCGUCGGCCUGGCCCGGGGCUGGGAGGAGAGGAUGCCUUUGGAGGCGCAGAAUCCGAAACCUGAAAAUUAUUAUUCGUGACAGAAGGACAAAAAAAGAAGUAAAAUGGAAGAUAUGGAUCAACUCAUAAACAACUUGGAGGUCCAACUUAAUUCAGAAGGUGGCUCAAUGCAUAUAUUCAAACAGGUCACUGGCCCUGUUAAAAUUAGAGAUUCCCUUAAGGCAGCAGACAGAGGUAAUAUGACAUCUCCACCACUCCUGGAUGCCAACCCCAUGGAGAACCCAGCACUGUUAAAUGACAUCAAGAUUGAGCCCCCAGAAGAACUUCUGGCUAAUGAUUUCAACCUGCCCCAGGUGGAACCAGUUGACCUCUCCUUUCACAAGCCAAAGUCUCCUCUUCAGCCUGCCAGUAUGCUGCAAGCUCCAAUACGUCCUCCCAAGCCACAGUCUGCUUCCCAGACUCUUGUAGUAUCCACUUCAACAUCAGACACAGCCACUUCAGCAAAUAUCCCUACUGUUCUGACUCCAGGCUCUAUCCUGGCCUCCUCUCAGGGCACUGGUGGCCAGCAGAUCUUACAUGUGAUUCACACCAUCCCCUCAGUCAAUCUGUCAAAUAAGAUGGGUAGCCUGAAGGCCAUCCCAGUGGUGGUGCAGUCGCUGCCCAUGGUGUAUACUACUUUGCCUGCAGAUGGGAGCCCUGCAGCCAUUACAGUCCCACUCAUUGGAGGAGAUGGCAAAAAUGCUGGAUCAGUGAAAGUUGACCCCACCUCCAUGUCUCCACUGGAGAUCCCAAGUGACAGUGAGGAGAGUACAAUUGAGAGUGGAUCCUCAGCCUUACAGGAUAUUCAGGUACAAGAACCAGCAGCAAUGAGCCAAAUGCAGGGAGAAGAGUCCCUUGACUUGAAGAGAAGACGGAUUCACCAGUGUGACUUUGCGGGAUGCAGCAAAGUGUACACCAAAAGCUCUCACCUGAAAGCCCACCGAAGAAUCCAUACAGGAGAGAAGCCUUAUAAAUGCACCUGGGAUGGAUGCUCCUGGAAAUUUGCUCGCUCGGAUGAGCUAACCCGCCAUUUCCGCAAGCACACAGGCAUCAAGCCUUUCCGGUGCACAGACUGCAAUCGUAGCUUUUCUCGCUCUGACCACCUGUCUCUGCACCGCCGGCGCCAUGACACCAUGUGAGCGGCACAGACUGCACUAGAAGAGCUGCACUGGUCUCUUUCUUGUGUGUGUAUGUGUGUGUGUGUGUGUGUGUGUGUGUGUGCGUGCGCGUGCGCGUGUGCGUGCAAUGGGGUCAUGACCAUCUUUUCCUCUUUGACUCAGCUUGCCUCUGGGAUGGGAUUGGAACAGUUCACUGAGCCAGGCUGACGAAACUGGAGGAAAAGAUAGCUGAUCUUCCAUGGGGACUCUUUAUAUUCCACCUUCAUUUCUCCACUGACUAGUCCCCAGUUUUUUCAACCUCCGCAUGGGUUGAAUUCCAGUGCGGCACCCAUGGUUGCCCCCCUCCCGUCCCUGUUAUGAGAUAGGACAUUUUUCCUACAAUAAGAAAACAGGAAUCAAAUUCAAGGCUGUGAA
This is a messenger RNA of Balaenoptera ricei (Rice's whale), 1693 nucleotides long. RefSeq names its product KLF transcription factor 8 (gene KLF8). NCBI's taxonomy places the organism in Eukaryota, Metazoa, Chordata, Mammalia, Artiodactyla, Balaenopteridae. The record is from RefSeq and is a predicted model, not a curated record. The transcript has 8 exons. Gene Ontology annotation, biological process: regulation of transcription by RNA polymerase II. The coding region runs from base 227 to 1300 and encodes 357 amino acids. Gene Ontology annotation, molecular function: DNA-binding transcription factor activity, RNA polymerase II-specific; RNA polymerase II cis-regulatory region sequence-specific DNA binding.